AUGGUACAAUACAUCUUCACUCCCUGGCGCAACCGCCACGAAUUGCUCGCCGUGCGGGCGCAGUUCUACCCGGAACAUCACCACCCGGAACAUGCCCACGGCCUCCAGACACAGCAACCCCCAUCUCAAGCGAAGCUGCAAACCCGCUUCCGUUCUCGACCCUGGUCUCGACCUCAGCCAUCAUCACAGCCACAGUCACAACCUCAAUCCGUAUCCCACCCGUCAGGAACCGCCGCCGCGGCAGCGAAACAGCAGGCUGUUGCCCGCGUGUCCAUGUGGAUGCACCGUGGUGGAUGCCCGCACAUGGUUGAGUCGACGGCGCUGUUGAUGGCGGCUAUGUUGAGUGACGAGGGGAAGGGGAAUGGGGAUGGGGAAAGUGGUGGGAGUGGGAGUGGCGGUGGGAAUGGGUUUGGGUAUGGUGGUGGUAGUGGGGCGGCGGCGGCGUCGAGGGCGUAUGCUGUGCGUGCGGCGUACUCGGCUGCUUUUAGUCGCUUCGUCACAGGCCUCCUCGACUCCCACCAAGACAAGCAGCGCAAGAUGUCCAUGUACGACGUCGCCAAGAGCGUCGGCCUGCCCGCCACGUUCGUUGAGCUUCGCCACCAGGCCACCCACGAGCAGCUGCCCUCGCUACCCCGCCUGCGCGCCGCCGCCGCCAGCGCCCUGCAGUGGAUCUGGGAGUAUUACUGGCGGGGUUUGAAAGAAGAGGACGGGGAAGGGGGGGAAGAGGGGUGGUUUGAGCGGUUGCCUUUGUCUAGGCCGGUGUCUGUGGCUGCGGUUGGGGGUGGACAGCCUACUCGAGUUGGGGCAGGGCGUACUAGACCUGCAGCCGCAGCAGCAGCGCCGUCACUACGGCGGUUAGAAAGAGACCGGGCCGGAGCAAGGGGAGAAGAGGAGGGGGCUGGUAUGGUGGCGGAAGUCGCUGGUGGGGAGGCAGAGCUACAAGUACUGCUGCGGAGGUAUCUCGAGGGCGGGGAAGAUGACCUCAAGGGACAGAUUGGGAGGUUCAGUGAAGGGUUGGUUCUGAGUGUGUUGGACUCCAUAUCGGGGAGCACGAGGGAUAGCACGGUGAUGCGUCGAGCGUUGGCGUUGCAAAGGGAUAUUUUGUUAAACGGAGUGGGUGUGGAUCGGAUGGAGGAGGAUGAAGUGCCUGGAGGGAGGGGGUCGUCAGGUGUUGAGGACGAGGUGGAUGAGGUGGAGGGAAGUGGUGUGGUGGAAAGUGAGGAAGAUAAGGAGGAGGGCGAGGAUGAUGUGGAUGAUGCUACGACGGUUGAGGUACAGCUCGGCUUGGAUGUUGUAUCAGGAGGAGGCCUGGGUGCCGAAGCCUAUUGGGGUAGUGUAGGCGGCAUAGCUUGUGCUGCAACAAUUAUGUACGGCUCAAUAACACAUCCAAAGCAUGUCCACCUUCACUGCUGCAAGACGUCUUUUCCAACACAGAUUCACUUCAUUGACUGCCAGUGGGUGGGGAAGAGCGACAACUACGCUUAUCUUGUUGUCGAUGACAAGUCUAAGGAGGCGGUCGUCAUUGACCCGGCACACCCGGCCGAUCACUGGGACCAUGCUGGCGGAAACGAGGAGCUCCUUUCUGAGCUCGGCCAACCCCUCGAGAUCAUCGGCGGCAAGGACUGCAAGAAGGUAACCAAGACACCUCCGCACGGCGCGACCUUCAACAUCGGCGACAUCGCCGUUAAGGCGCUACACACGCCCUGCCAUACCCAGGACAGCAUCUGCUUUUUUAUGCAGGACGGCAACGACAAGGUUGUGUUUACGGGGGAUACUCUGUUCCACGGAGGCGAGUUUUUAUUCUUCGAAGGUAAUGGCGAAGAGAUGCACAAGGCGCUGAACGUGACGCUGGGGUCGCUCCCUGACGACACCCGGGUCUUUUACACCGGGGCCAAUGCCAAAUUCGGCGUUUCGGUCCUCCCCAGCGGCCCGGUCAAGGCCCUCCAGUCGUUCGCCCAGGAUAAUAAGGAAACGCAGGGCAAGUUUACGAUUGGUGACGAGAAGAAGCACAAUGUGUUUAUGCGGCCUCAGGUAAGGAACCCGGGUGGACAUUGGUGGCUCUGGCGGCUGACCCGAAGACAGGACCCUGAGAUUCAGAAGGCGACGGGUGAGACGGAUCCUAUUGCCAUCAUGACCAAGCUGCGCGAGAUGAAGAACAACUUCAAGUGA
Molecule: messenger RNA, 2169 nt
Organism: Chaetomium globosum CBS 148.51
Lineage: Eukaryota; Fungi; Ascomycota; Sordariomycetes; Sordariales; Chaetomiaceae
Exons: 8
Coding region: 1-2169 (722 amino acids)
Biological process (GO): maturation of 5.8S rRNA; maturation of LSU-rRNA
Cellular component (GO): preribosome, large subunit precursor; Las1 complex
Molecular function (GO): endonuclease activity
Source: RefSeq, a predicted model, not a curated record